Messenger RNA from Panicum hallii, 1469 nucleotides. RefSeq names its product probable purine permease 11. Gene Ontology annotation, molecular function: purine nucleoside transmembrane transporter activity. The transcript has 2 exons. Gene Ontology annotation, cellular component: membrane. Lineage: Eukaryota; Viridiplantae; Streptophyta; Magnoliopsida; Poales; Poaceae. Bases 98 to 1213 code for a protein of 371 amino acids. The record is from RefSeq and is a predicted model, not a curated record.
UUUUGCCUCCCCCUCGGCACUGCUCCCGUCGUCUCCCUGCUUCUCUCCUGUCGUCUUGGACGAUCUCACUGGAGGCUGUUAGAGUGUCUCGAAUAAGAUGGCCGACAACAACGGUGGCAACAGCAACAGUGGAGGCGCCAGCACCAACACGGCCGAGGUUCAGAUACAGAUCCCAGGACCGUCGAAAAACGAAGCUCCAGCAGCUCAGGAAGCACCAGCGGGGAGCUCCGACGCCAGGAAUUGGAAAUGGUGGUUUGUGGUGGCUACAGAUGCUUUCUUCCUUAUAGUUGGUCAGACAUCAGCAACAUUGUUGGGGAGAUACUACUACAGCCAAGGUGGCAGCAGCAAGUGGUUAUCAGCAUUCCUGCAGACUGCUGGCUUUCCUAUAUUGUUCUUCGGCCUGUUCUUUUUCCCUUCGAAGUCGUCUUCCGGCGAAACUCCGAUCGGCAAAGUUGCUAUGAUAUACGUUGUCCUGGGGCUCAUCAUGACCGCCGACGACAUUAUGUAUUCCCAUGGGCUGAUGUAUCUUCCAGUCUCGACAUAUUCGCUCAUCUGUGCUAGUCAGCUUGUCUUCAAUGUCAUCUUCUCAUACGUCUUAAACUCUCAGAAACUCACUGGUUUGGUCAUGAACUCUGUGGUCCUGCUUACCUUGUCUGCUUUGCUCCUUGGAGUCAACCAUGAAUCUUAUGGAUACACCGGUGUUUCAAGAGGAAAGUAUCUUCUGGGUUUCCUACUGACACUAGGAGCGUCAGGCACAUAUUCACUUAUCCUUUCCCUGAUGCAACUUACAUUCGAGAAUGUGGUCAAGAAGCAAACCUUCUCGGCAGUUUUGAACAUGCAGAUAUAUACUGCAUUUGUGGCAACCUUUGCCUGUCUUAUUGGACUAUUUGCAAGCGGUGAAUGGAAAGAUUUGAAAGGGGAGAUGGACAGUUUCCAAUCAGGGCAGUUCUCUUACCUGAUGACCUUGGUGUGGACUUCCGUGUCCUGGCAGGUCGCUUCUAUUGGAAUGGUGGGUUUGAUAUUUGAGGUAUCGUCGCUGUUCUCCAAUGUGAUCAGCAUCUUUGCUCUGCCUAUCGUUCCUCUUUUUGGUGUGAUGGUCUUUCAUGACGAGAUGAAUGGAGUCAAGAUCAUAGCCAUGCUAAUCUCGAUAUGGGGUUUCAUUUCAUAUGUCUGUCAACACUAUCUUGACAAUAAGAAAGCUAGAAGUGCAUAGGGGGGUAUUCCUAGGGUCUGCAAUUAUCUUGCGAUAGAAAGCUCUAUGCAGAUUUAGUUUGUUGGCUGUGAGAUAAUGGGUGUUCAUUAUUUAUGUUAAUUUGAAUACAUUUCAGCAGGAGGAACUAUAUAUAGCUUUUCUUAGCAUUUAUAUUGUAGCUAACAUUUUUCUUAGAAAUUGUUUGGUCUUGUUUUUUGUUUUGCGUCUAUGUAAGGAUGUGUGCCGUUGAAUAAAACAUGAUAGAUUUGUUGGUGAA